This is a messenger RNA of Scatophagus argus, 1358 nucleotides long. Its product is annotated as leucine-rich repeat neuronal protein 4. Bases 182 to 979 code for a protein of 265 amino acids. Gene Ontology annotation, molecular function: protein binding. Lineage: Eukaryota; Metazoa; Chordata; Actinopteri; Scatophagidae. The transcript has 2 exons. The record is from RefSeq and is a predicted model, not a curated record.
GAGAGGCACUGAAGGGAGAAAAAGAGGGGGUGUUCAGGAGGAGGAGUGAGUCUGAGUGAAACAAACUUAAGGCGGUGAGAACAGAAGACGCCAGCUAGUACACGGUGAAUAGCAGACAGAGUGAGAGCGACGGAAAAAGAGAGAAUAAAGACUUGAAACAUCCAUCGCCAAAAAAACAGACAUGACGUCACUCAGCAGGAACCUGGCAGUGCUUCUCCUUUUUCUGAGCGUCUCGCCUGUCUUCCACUCCUAUCUCUUCGCUGACGCUGCCUCCAUUGCCCCUGCUGUCACUCGUCCACGGAUCAUAUUCAUAACUGGCUUGGGCUCAGAAGCCGACUACGAUGAUGACGAUGAUGACUUCGACAGCCACAGCUCUCCUCCUAAAGUGGUGUCCUCCAUGAGAACUCCCUUUCUCCAACGGGAACCGCAGCUCUGCAAAUACAACCCCUGCCUGGAGAAUCAGGAACCCUGUGCACAACUUUCAGCAAGGACUGGGUGCCUCUGUCCUGGGAUCAGUGGGAGCGAUGUGGCUCCUCAUGCACCACGCAUCAAUGUGCUGAUGCCAAUCACUGAAGGGGAAGACAGAGGGAAGGUAGAGGUUCAGUGGUGCGCUCCAUCUUCUGUGGUAUCCACUUACAGAGUGGUGAUUCAGGGAAGUGAAGGUGAAGCCUUGGAGUUUCAGGCAGCUUCACGAAGAGGUUUAGUCGGCUCUUUGGAAGCUGGGACUAAGGUGUGUGUGGAAGCGGUGAACAACGCAGGACACAGCAUCCCCUCAGACUUCUCCUGUAAACGGUAUGACCCUCCUGACUCUUCUGACCAUAAACUAUUGGUCGGGGUCAUAGGAGGAGGAGUCGCCCUAAUUUUAAUUCUCAUCAUAUCAGCUGUGAUCCUCUGGAGGUGUAAGAUUUGUCAAAAGGCAAAGAGGGACUCCACCGAUGGACUUGGGAAUCCAUCUUACAGCACAGAGGGAACUCUGUGAUAGAGACUGGUUCAGCAUAGACAGACAAUCCAACCCAGUUACACUGAGCAGGGCCCCUGCAAUGGAGGCACGGUGACGAUCAUAAACGAAAGCUUAAUAUUUCUGUGGUGUAUGUUUACAGUCCUGUUUAAAGGAGUAUGUCAACAUAGUGGGGGGGGGGCGUUCAUAAAAUAACACUAACAAAUGGCUCAUUUGUCAUCAUAACUACAGGUUUAUUUGCUGGCAAAUUAACCUUUGUAGGUUUAUUGUAGUGGGUUUUUUUUCAUUUAAUCAUGGAUGAAUUUAAUUGUAAAUAUUACUGAGUUCUAGAAUAUACUGACUGAAACUUUUGUAAUAAUCCAAGGCUUAUUUUAAUUAAAAAAGAAAUUGUGUGAAAUGU